GUAGCAAUUGAAGGAGCAUUAUCUAGAGGAGCAAUAAGAGAGGCAUUGGGCAGGGGGCUUCGCCCUGCAGGCGAUUUGCUGCCUUGGACCCUAGCGCAAACAUUUGUAGAUGAAGAUAUAGGACUCCUAACAGGGGCUCGGAUUGUAAGGAUUGCUGUCCAUCCAAGCUUGCAGCGAAUGGGGUUCGGGUCUGCUGCACUGCAGCAGCUGAUUGAUUUUUUUGAGGGGAAGGGAGUGUCUCUUAAGGAGCCUCCUGAGUUUGCUGCCUUUGCCCGCGUAAAAGAGAGACAGCAGCAGCAUCAGCAGCAGGGGAAUGGGAAAAAGAAACAGAGGGUAUCUGCUAUGGAUAUGGAUAUAGAAGACCUCGAUGCAGAGGCAGGAGCAUCAGAGGAGGAGACAGAAGAAGAAGAGAUGAAUAGUAGCGAAGAAGAAGAGGAGACAGAAGAGGAAACACGUGCUGCUUCUUCCUCCAAGAAGCGUAAAAAGGAGAAGAAAAAGUCUAAAAAGCACAAAUCAACAGCAGCAGCAGCAGGAGAUACGGCAGCAGCAGCAGGAAGUAAAGAUCCAGCAGCAGGUGUAUCAUUACGUGAAGUAACAUAUGAGCAACUGCAGCAAACAGCAGCAACUCCUCCUCUCCUGUGUCCCUGCAGCAACAGCAAGCCUCCAUUCUUUAUUGACUAUAUAGGCUCUGCCUUCGGUCUUACCGAGCAACUGCUGCGCUUCUGGUCACGUAAGGGAUUUAUUGUUGUAUAUUUACGUCAGCAGCCUAAUGACGUAACAGGGGAGCAUAGUUGUAUUAUGCUGCGCCCUAUUACUCCUGCUGCUGCUGCUGCAGCAGCAGCAGCUGCUGCUGCAGCAGCAGGGGAAGAAGAUAAAGAAGGAAAGGCUAAGGAAGAAAGAAAUCGUCAUGGACUUUAUGGAGGCAUCCGUGCACAAGGAGAGACAGGAAGAACAGCAGAUCCUGAAUGGAUACAGCUAUUUGCUGCUGACUUCCGUCGUCGUUUUAUGCAACUAUUAGGGGGCCCCUUCAGGCAUCUCCCUGUCUCCUUAGCCCUUGCUAUUACCUCAGGGGGCCCCCAGGCCUCGCAGGGGGGCCCCCAUGCGGAUGAAGUUGCUGAGGAAUUUAAUGCGCCUGUCCAUCAAGUCUUAGCCUUGUUUAAUAAAGCAGUUGUUAAAUUACACCAAUACCUACGUGGUAUAUUAGAGGCAGAAGAAGAGGCAAAGUUUAUGCAGUCAUCAACAAGAAGAGUAGCAAUUAAACAAGGAGCAGCAGUAGGGCAAGGGGGCCCCCUUGAGUCCCUAGGGGAGGCGCAGCAAGCAGCAGCAGCAGAGGUGCUGCAGCAGCAAACCCUACAGAUAAAGAAAAUUAAGGAAGCACUAGGCCCUGAUGCUAUUGAGAAGUACGGCGUUAGUCAAUUUACUGCAGAGGAGAUUGCAGGGGCAACAAAAGGUGGUGAUUUGUCUGGGUGUAUAUCUCUUCCUAAGAAGGCACCACCAACUACUAAUACAAAUAAUAAGCAAACAGACAGCGGCAAUUCGCAUAAAAAAAACAAACAUAAAAAAUAUAAAAAUCUUUCCUUUUAA
Molecule: messenger RNA, 1584 nt
Organism: Eimeria maxima
Lineage: Eukaryota; Apicomplexa; Conoidasida; Eucoccidiorida; Eimeriidae
Exons: 7
Biological process (GO): rRNA acetylation involved in maturation of SSU-rRNA
Cellular component (GO): nucleolus; 90S preribosome
Molecular function (GO): tRNA binding; 18S rRNA cytidine N-acetyltransferase activity
Source: RefSeq, a predicted model, not a curated record